Molecule: messenger RNA, 2089 nt
Organism: Esox lucius (northern pike)
Lineage: Eukaryota; Metazoa; Chordata; Actinopteri; Esociformes; Esocidae
Gene: ewsr1a
Product: EWS RNA-binding protein 1a
Exons: 16
Coding region: 117-2024 (635 amino acids)
Biological process (GO): regulation of DNA-templated transcription
Cellular component (GO): nucleus
Molecular function (GO): RNA binding; transcription coregulator activity
Source: RefSeq, a predicted model, not a curated record
UACAAACCUGAGUCCUGUCCACUCUAGUCAGCCCAGAGCAGGAGGCAGCUACGCGCUUGCGUAGAGAGAAGACACUUAUUUUUUUUGGAAGACACCGGACCGUUCACAUACACGAAAUGGCGUCAGCGGCCGACUACAGUGCCUAUGGUCAGGCGGGAGGCCAACAGGGAUAUGGCUCUUAUGUGGCCCAGCCUGCUCAGGCUGCCUAUGGACAAAACACUCAGCCGGCUUACGGUCAGCAGCAGGGGUAUGGGUCAUACAGCCAGCCGGCUGACUCCACCUAUGCCCAAGGCAGUAGCUCUUCAAGUGGAUACUCCCAACAGAGCUAUGGGUCUUCAUACAGUCAACAGCCACCAGCUGCAACUGGGUAUGGUGCUACUACUGCUGCAGCUCCUGCAGCCCCUCAGGGUUACAGCCAGCCCGCUCAGGGCUAUGGAGCUGGAGGGUACGAUGCUGCCCCUGCUGCUGCCGCCGCCUCCACCACCACCACCACCAGCCAGGGCUCUUAUGGGACUCAGAGUGGCUAUGCAGCCCAGGCCUCGUACCCAGGAUACGGGCAGCAGCCAGCUGCCGGGGCGCCGCCAAGCUACAGCACCAGUAGCCAGCCGCCCCCCAGCUAUGAGCAGAACUCGUACUCCCAGACGCCCCAGCAGGGUGCGUACUCCCAGCCCCCUCAGAGCGGGGGAUAUCAGAGCCAACCAGGUGGUUACAGCCAGCAAGGUAGUGGAUACCAGGCGCCUCUUCCCCAGACACAGGCCCCCCCCUCCAGCUACGCUCCGCCGUCAGGAGGGUCUUACGGUCAGCCUCCUUCAAGCCAGUAUGGACAACAGGGUGGGCCAGGAGGCAGCUAUGGUUCGCAGGGCAGCUACAGGCAGGACCAUUCCAACGGCGGGGGCUACUCCGGGCCGGAACCCGGUGGAUACGGGGGCCAUGGUGAGGGCCGAGGCAUGGGGGGGGAGAGCCGGGGCCGUGGCCGUGGGGGGUUUGACCGUGGCGGGAUGAUGCGUGGCGGUGGCGGCAUGAGAGGUGGAAUGGGCAGAGGAGGCAUGGGCAUCGCUGGAGACAGAGGUGGCUUCAUUAAGCCUGGUGGACCAGCCUCAGACAUGGGACGCCCAGAGGAGCAGGAUGACUCUGAGAACAGCACCAUUUACAUCACUGGCCUGACGGAGAAUGCCACGCUGCCUGAAGUUGCUGACUUCUUCAAGCACAGUGGAAUAAUAAGGAUCAACAAGCGCACAGGGCUGCCUGCUAUCAACAUCUACACAGACAAAGACUCAGGGAAACCAAAGGGAGAUUGUACUCUGUCCUAUGACGAGCCACCAUGUGCCAAAGCUGCAGUGGAGUGGUUUGAUGGCAAAGACUUCCAAGGGAAAAAGCUGAAGGUGUCGAUGGCUCGCCGUAAACCCAUGAUGGGGAUGAUGCGUGGGGGCAUGCCCAUGAGGGGAGACCGGGGAGGCAUGAUGAACCGUGGAGGGCCUGGGAUGAUGGGUCGAGGUGGCCCAAUGGGCCGUGGUGGGGACCGUGGAGGAUUUAUGCCCAGGGGUGGUCCUCGUGGCAUGGGCAGAGGUGGUCCCUCAGGAGGCAACAUGCAGCAGAGAGCCGGAGACUGGGAGUGCCCUAAUGCGGGCUGUGGAAACCAGAACUUUGCCUGGAGAAUGGAGUGUAACCAGUGCAAAGCACCUAAACCAGAAGGCUUUGGCCCCCCUCCGUUCCCCCCUCCAGGAGGUGACCGUGGGAGGGGUGGUCCAGGCAUGCGUGGGCGUGGGGGGAUGGACCGUGGAGGGCCAGGAGGACCUGGAGGUCCACUUGGCUUCCGUGGAGGUAGGGGUGGUGACCGUGGGGGCGGCUUCAGAGGACGUGGUGGCAUGGAAAGGGGAGGCUUCGGAGGCAGGGGCCGUGGCGGACCUGGUGGCCCUCCCAUGGAUGACAUGGGUGGCCGAGGCAGGAGGGGUAUGGGACCCCCCGGCAAGAUGAUGGAAAUGAAGGGAGACCAUCGCCAGGACCGGAGAGAUCGUCCCUACUGAAGGAUACAACACUUGCAUAAAUUCCCAUAUCUUACAGGAUUUAUUUUUUAAAAGGACAUUUUAAA